This is a messenger RNA of Spodoptera exigua (beet armyworm), 519 nucleotides long. NCBI's taxonomy places the organism in Eukaryota, Metazoa, Arthropoda, Insecta, Lepidoptera, Noctuidae. The record is from the annotation of a GenBank genome assembly.
AUGGUCGGUACAACAAACUCUCGGGACAUAAUGAGACUGGUGGUGCCCGGUUGUGUGAACGACGCGCGCAGCAUACCAGCGCUGCGCGUGUUCGUGCUAGCAUCAGCUAUGGCGCUCUAUUUGACUAUGGGAGCAUCAGUGUUCCAAGCCAUCGAAAGCCCAUUGGAGCAGAGCAUCGCUGAGAAACUCGAUCAGCUCAAGGCGCAAUUCCUCCAAGACCAUCCGUGUGUCACUGGUUUUUUUGUCAAUCUUUAUUUAAAAGAGCUUAUUUGCAAUUACAAAUAUGACGCUCCCUACACAAAGCAAAAAUUAGCUGCUUUUAGGUUAACAAGUAUUGAAAGUAACGCUAAUAUUACUUGGAAGUCUUGGAACGUUUGUUCGUCCAAGGCCGCGGAACCUUAUUACGCUUGUCCCGCAACCUUAGAUCAUACCACUGUCAGCCGGGGUUGCGGGGUAAGCGCAAUGGGCCUCCGCGACCUCGGCCCAAAGCAGGAGAAGGAACAGGUUUUUAGUCCGUAA